This is a messenger RNA of Tyto alba (common barn owl), 2999 nucleotides long. RefSeq names its product NOTCH regulated ankyrin repeat protein (gene NRARP). The coding region runs from base 165 to 512 and encodes 115 amino acids. Gene Ontology annotation, cellular component: cytoplasm. The record is from RefSeq and is a predicted model, not a curated record. Gene Ontology annotation, molecular function: enzyme inhibitor activity; phosphatase regulator activity; protein binding. The transcript has a single exon. NCBI's taxonomy places the organism in Eukaryota, Metazoa, Chordata, Aves, Strigiformes, Tytonidae.
GGCGGCGGAGCGGCGGAGCGGCGGCAGCGCGGAGGCGGGGGCCGGGGCCCGGGGGGCGGCGGCGGCCCAGCAGCAGCAGCAGCAGCAGCAGCGCCCGCCACCGCAUGCCCGGGCGGGCCGAGGCGUCGCCGUCCAUGCGGGGCGGCGGGGCGUGAGGCGGCGGCAUGAGCCAGAGCGAGGUGUCGCCGUGCGCGGCGCCGCCGCCCAGCCAGCGCGUCUUCCAGGAGGCGGUGCGGCGCGGCAACACCAAGGAGCUGCAGUCGCUGCUGCAGAACAUGACGAACUGCGAGUUCAACGUCAACUCCUUCGGGCCCGAGGGGCAGACGGCGCUGCACCAGUCCGUCAUCGACGGCAACCUGGAGCUGGUUAAGCUCCUGGUCAAGUUCGGCGCCGACAUCCGCCUGGCCAACCGGGACGGCUGGAGCGCCCUGCACAUCGCCGCCUUCGGGGGCCACCAGGACAUCGUCCUCUACCUGAUCACCAAGGCCAAAUACUCCGCCGGCGCCCGGUGAUGCCGGGGCCGCCCCCCCCCCCCCCCCCGCCCCGCGUCCCCGGCCGCCAAAGCUGCUCCCACCCCCGCGUGGGGUUUAUUUGGCGAAGAUUUGGGGCCCCACGCAAAACACGCCACCAUUCGCCUGCUUUUAAAAAAAAAUUUUUUUUUUUUUCCUUCCAAGGGUUGUUUUCCUACUGUAAUAUGUUUUUAUUUUGUUUUGGGUUUUUUUUUUUUUUGUUGUUUUUUUUUUUUGUUUGUUUUUUCCUCCAUCUACCUCGGCUGCACUCACAGUAUUCACGGUUUCAGUUUGACAUCUGGUCAGAUGCUUUAAAGGCUCACCCCGUCCCCUCCCCGCUAAUAUUUAAUCCUCCCUCUCCACUCCCCUCGCUCCCAUCCCUCCGACUUAAAGUAUUCUGGCUCAGAAACAAAUUCAUUUCAACGGUCCCCGGGAGCCCCCCUGCCUGUCCCCGCGGUGGCCGGGGGGUGCUGGUGUCCCCUCCCGGCGCGCAGAGCGGUGCCAGCCCUGGGAGCGACACCCCGGGCCGGGCCGGGGGCUCCCGCCCGCCCUGGCGAGGAAGAGCGGGAAAGUCUUCCUCCUCUUGCAAGCUUCUCCCAGUGUUUUCCCACCACUGAAUUUUUUUUUUGUUUUUAUUCCAUCCCCUCCCCAAGGUGACUCCAUUGGAAUAUGACAGACAAGGUUUUCUCACCCCGAUUGCUCUUUUUUUUUGUUUGUUUUAUUUCACAUUGAGUUUUCUGCUUUAGUUUUCUUUUUUUUUUUUUUUUUUGGGUGCCUGAAGAAAGUCUGCAUCCUCACCCACUCCUUGAAUCCAUUUAGCACGCAUGAGAUCCCAGGAAAAGACAUUGAAUCCUUCUGGUUCUGUAUGUAAAGGGGGAUUAGAAAAUCCUGGACUUUUUUUUUUCUUUUUUUUUUUUUUUUUUUAAAUAAAAGUGAAAUAAACUCUAGAGGCAGAGGAUUUGCUUUUGCACAGAAAAGGGGCGCGAGCGCUCUCUGCUGCCUAGAGAGAUGCCGGAAAACUACUGAAAAUAGUUUGGGAACUUUAUUUUUUUCUUUUGGUGAAACUUGGAUAACACUUCUCAAUGCAGAACGAUUCAUUUGAUGUAUGUAGAUUCACCUGCCUUUUAUAUUAUAUAUAUGUCUAAAUAUAUAUAUUUAUAAAAGAAAGGGAGGAAGAAGAGAAAGCCACCCGAAGUCGCAUUUUGAAGUGACUGCACGUAUAAUCGCAAAUGCUGCUUUUUAUUGCUAUGGCACAAGAACAUCCAUUUGGAAAAUGCGGAAAAUUUCAGAAGUCUCCUUUCUCCCACUGGUCUUUCAGCCCUCUUCUCUUCGUCUGCACUAAAACCAUCCGUAUCACUGCCAUCUCCCUGCUCUUUCUUCUCUUGCUCCCUGCAUCCAAACCAUUAUGAUUAAAAAAAAAGAAAAUAGUUACCUGCUGGUUUAUUUGGGUUGUGUCUUAACUAUUUAUCAUGUAUGUAUAUAUUUGUGGGUGAAGAUUGUGAGCCUGGUUUUGUUUGAAGCUGGUGGUGAGUGUUUCAAAAAUAUGGUUUGGGAAAUAUGCUUUUUUUUUUUCUCCUAGUCUUAAAACUAAAAAAACUUGAGUCUGCAUGAUUUUCCAUUGCACUGAAUAUUCUGCUUUGUCUCUGAUGGUUUCACCUGCAGUUUGGUUUUGGUUUUUUCCACUUCAACAAUUUGAGAUGAUUUUUAAAAGCUCCAGAUUUGAAGAAGAAAACGAAAAAAAGCUCUGUCGAAGGUGUCUACUGUUAAUGCUGUAAUUUGCAAGGAAUUGCUUGGCCGAAGUCUUUCUGUGAGCAUGGAAGGGAGUGUCCAGCACUUCCACUGGUGCUUCUGUGCGAUAGUUACGGGGUGGGAACAAGAUCUUUUCUAGCAAGGUUUUAUCAUCGUUACCAGAUGGUUGCACAUUUUUUUUUUUUUGACUAAAUGGAUUUGCCACAAUGAAAUGUCAUAACAUUUAUGACAUGAUAUUAAAAAGUGUAUUGUAAAGCCAAGUUCUAGAUGGAUUUUUAAAAAGAAAUCUUGGUUAUAAACCCAGUCUAAAGGGAGCUCUGUCCAGUGUUGUAAAGACAACAUGAUGUAACCCAUAUUUAUAUUUUUAUAAAAUACCUAUUAAGACUGUGAAUCUCCUGUGUGAAUUGCUGGGUGAGUUGUUUAAGAAAAGUAUUGUUCCUUUCCAGCCUCCUGGAGCUUUAGACACGCUGAGAUUUUGGGAAACUGUACGUCGGGGAAGGGGGUUUGCUCUGAAAUUGUGAGUUGAUGUAUUUUUACAUCCCUUUGUAUUUUACUGAAAAGCUGCUGCCCUUCCUAGUCCCUAAAGUUUCAAUUUUCUAUGCAACCCCCACACUCCCCCGUCUCUCUUGAUCCUGAGAAGUAAAAGGGAUGCAGAUUGAUUCAAAUUGAAAUGAGGGUUCCCCCACCCCCCUUGUUGGCUCAUCGUGCUGCUGACCCUUCACGCCAAAACGGGGAGUACAA